Cuscuta campestris is the source of this 1685-nucleotide messenger RNA. The record is from the annotation of a GenBank genome assembly. NCBI's taxonomy places the organism in Eukaryota, Viridiplantae, Streptophyta, Magnoliopsida, Solanales, Convolvulaceae.
AGACCAUGAUCUGGAUAUACUUGGUUGUUCACCUGAAGAAGAGUGUGAGAUAUUAGAAGAUGAUAAAUAUUCAGUUCCAGUUCCAGGGAUGGAUUCUGAGAAUGAAUUGACAGGGGAGAAUUCUCAUGCCCACCUCUGUCUAUUUGACUCGGAGCUUGUAAAGGUUGAUAAUCUAGGAAAUGUUUUAGUCUCUUUGCCACAACUUUCUACCAAAGCAGCAGCUUCUGAGUCUAAAUGUGUGGGUCCUGAGCAUCCUGAAGCAAUAAUAACAGAUAAAACAGACAAUUUAUUGAAGUCUCCCAUAAAUAGUCCAGCAGAGAGAGAGAAGAAUGUUCAGAAACUGAAUUUGGAAGGCUUAGUGGCAUCCUUGCUACAGGAUAAGAAGGUCAACCAUUGUGGUACUAGUGGGGAAGAUGGUUUUCCUUCACACGUUACAAGUUCAACUCCUUUACAAAAAGGAGAGGGAUCAAGAACUUCCAUGUCUUCCCAUUCAAAUAGUAAUUGUAUUAAACGAACUCCUUAUGCAAAAAUGUCAAGCCCAAGCUGCAGCAAAGACUGGCUUCUAGAAUCUCAACACAUGUCAGAAAGAGCUGGUGUAAGGAACAAGUUUAGAAGGUUGCGCAAGCUAGGUGAUGGUUGUAAAGAAAUAUAUCAAGAAUACACAGAAAAAAAUAACGUUUCUCCCCAAAAAGUGGCAGGCUCUUGUUUUAAGUCCAACAGGGCUGUGAGUCGUGUGACCAGGAGGAAGCACAGAGGUGAGAUGCGGCAAGUAAAAGAUGCUAGGGCAUUCCUUGAAGUGGAAGCUGAGGUUUCUUCAGAAAGCUUGGCAUCUGAUGAAGAAGAAGAAGAAGAGGAGGAGGAGGAUUGUAAUUCAUAUGAUGGCAGUUUCAUUGAUGACCAGAUAAAUUCUCCUGCAGUGGACACUCAAGCUAACUCUUGUAGAAUGGACAUGAUGGCAAUUUACAGGCGUUCUUUACUUACUCAAUCCCCAAUGGAGCUAUUGCCAAAUGCGUGCAGUUAUCUCAGUCCAGAUUCUUUGGCUACAAGAAGUGUGAAAGCAGUAACUACAAGCUCUUCAGGAACAAUGGAUCACCGAACACCCCAAACAGGCUUAGAGUCAACAACUAGAAAGUCAGAAGCCGUGCCUUAUGCAACAACAUCUGCAUGUCCUUUAGGAGAGAAUGGGAGCAAGACGGGGAGUCAGAAACGCAAAUUUAGUUCUUGUGAAACUAGUCCACUACCCGCACGGAAUUUGGAGAGUGAUUUCUUGCAGCAGAAUGGAGCAGGGGGAAGCCACUCUCCCUUGCCGGUACAAGAGCAUAACAAAAUUGAAAAUGGGAACUUGCUAGAUGAUGAUGAUGAGUUUUUUCAAGGUAUUGAUCUUGAUGCGAUCGAAGAAGCCACGAAAAUGCUUCGGCAUAGACCACAAAGCGUCUCAGUUCACAAUCAACCCAUUUCAAUUCCAGUUCCUCAAAACAUUGGUAUUAGCAAUUCUCCUUCAUUUGAUCUUGGUUUUUAAUUUUUGGACUAGAUUUAACAGUAGAGUAGCCGUGUCUGCUUGUACAUAACUUAUACCUUGUAUGUGGCUUAUCUUUAUUCAUUAAUGGAUAAAAUCCACUUAAUAUGCAUUUUCAUGUAAGAGUAACGCACCUUCACUUGUAAAGAAAUGAAAAUUUUGGCUGUUU